Glycine soja is the source of this 1826-nucleotide messenger RNA. Its product is annotated as mannose-1-phosphate guanylyltransferase 1. Gene Ontology annotation, cellular component: cytoplasm. Bases 475 to 1560 code for a protein of 361 amino acids. Gene Ontology annotation, molecular function: mannose-1-phosphate guanylyltransferase (GTP) activity; GTP binding. The record is from RefSeq and is a predicted model, not a curated record. The transcript has 6 exons. Gene Ontology annotation, biological process: GDP-mannose biosynthetic process; cell wall mannoprotein biosynthetic process. Lineage: Eukaryota; Viridiplantae; Streptophyta; Magnoliopsida; Fabales; Fabaceae.
AGGGAAAGCUAAACUGCCAUUAGUGGGCGAAAUCGCAAAAGCCGUACCCACCGACGCUUUCACCAAACAAGGCCUAAGGUUCCUUGACAGACUGAAAAGGGAAUCCAAUUAAUUAUGAAUUAAUUAUAAUAAUUAGAAAAAAAAGCGUGCAUGGUUAUAGAAUGUAUAGUUGGCGCGUAUAUAAACAAGGAUGAUGACGAGCGGUGGCCAACACCAUCGUAACACCUCACGUACUGGACCGUUGGGUUGUUCUUCGAGACCCUCUCUGACUCGCCGGGUUGACUCGCUCGAGUUUGGGGGUUUCUGAUUCACCCGGGGACGGAUCUCAAUUUUGUCUCAGUUAACAGGGUCUUACAUCUUAAGCUUCUUUGACAGACUGUUCUUUCUAAUUUAAGUUACCAUCUUUAGCUGCAUUCGUGUCACGCUCCUUUGAAUGCCCGUCACCUCAGGAAAAGCAAAGGGCAUCAUAUUACUAUGAAGGCACUAAUUCUUGUUGGAGGGUUUGGAACAAGGUUGAGGCCAUUGACACUCAGUGUUCCCAAGCCUCUUGUUGAUUUUGCUAACAAGCCCAUGAUUCUGCAUCAGAUAGAAGCUCUCAAGGCCAUUGGCGUCAAUGAAGUGGUACUAGCUAUCAAUUACCAACCAGAGGUCAUGUUGAAUUUCUUGAAGGAGUUUGAGGCAAAACUUGGUAUCAAAAUCACUUGUUCUCAAGAAACUGAACCGCUAGGUACUGCAGGCCCCUUGGCUCUUGCGAGGGAUAAGCUAAUAGAUGACUCUGGAGAGCCAUUUUUUGUUCUCAACAGUGAUGUUAUCAGUGAGUACCCACUUAAAGAAAUGAUUGAAUUCCACAAAACCCAUGGAGGAGAGGCUACCAUAAUGGUGACAAAGGUCGAUGAGCCAUCAAAAUAUGGUGUGGUUGUGAUGGAGGAGACUACCGGGCAGGUUGAGAGAUUUGUAGAGAAACCAAAGUUGUUUGUUGGCAACAAAAUCAAUGCUGGAAUCUACCUAUUGAACCCCUCAGUUUUGGAUCGAAUUGAACUGAGGCCCACUUCUAUCGAGAAAGAGGUGUUUCCAAAGAUUGCAGCAGAGAAAAAGCUAUAUGCAAUGGUCCUGCCAGGAUUCUGGAUGGACAUUGGACAACCAAAGGACUAUAUUUCUGGCCUGACACUUUACCUGGACUCGCUGAGGAAAAAGUCUCCUUCUAAACUGGCCAGUGGUCCUCACUUUGUGGGGAAUGUCAUUGUGCAUGAAACUGCCACUAUUGGCGAGGGAUGUCUCGUUGGACCUGAUGUUGCAAUCGGUCCUGGCUGUGUUGUUGAGUCAGGUGUCAGGCUUUCACGCUGCACAGUUAUGCGAGGAGUUCGGAUUAAAAAGCAUACUUGCAUAUCCAACAGUAUCAUUGGGUGGCAUUCCACUGUUGGGCAAUGGGCCCGUGUGGAGAAUAUGACUAUCCUUGGAGAAGAUGUCCAUGUUUGUGAUGAAGUUUAUAGCAAUGGUGGUGUAGUUUUGCCCCACAAGGAGAUCAAGUCAAACAUUCUAAAGCCAGAGAUUGUCAUGUGAGGUUACUGUCUUAAAUUCAUAGCAUGUGAUUAGGAAGAUCUAAGUUUGUGUCUGAAAUGUGUUUGUUUGUUUCAUUUGUUUUUCCUUUUUUUCCGCAUCCCAAUCCGUUUCUCUUUGUUACGUAUUGUACAAGUCAAUUUCGUUUAGUUUAGAAUGAGUGAUGCCAUAAUUUACAAUGUUGAAAGGUCUGUGUCUUUGUAAAGGGUAUAAAGUUGGUUUACUGUUCCUAAGUUGUGUAAUAUAUUCAGUGUUGUUUAUCUCUUUUU